UUAAGCCGUUGGUCCCCCAGGUUAAGUGUUAGAGAGGGCUUCUUAGCCCUAACUUCGCCUGGUAAAAUAAGACAUUCUUUACUUUUUUUUACUUUUUAUUUAAAUUUAAUCUUUUCAAGUAGUAAAUACCUGUAAUAUGAAUAUUCCCAAGAAAAUAAUUUAUUAUAAUUUCAUCAAUUUAAUUGGAAUGAUUUUAGAAUGUUAAUCUUAGUAACAGUUUCCUUGGAAUAAUCAAUCAUUUAAUUCCAGUGGUAAUGUAUUUUUGGAAAUAAAACUAAUUUAAUAAUAAUUUAGAAUUGUUUUAUUUUCACAAUUCAUUUUUAAUCCUCACAAUAAUUCUACAGUAGAGAAAAGUCCAUUCUACAAUCCACACGUAAAAAUGGUAGAGGUUUUAAAAAAAGUUGUUUGUUUGUUAUUUCUUCCAAGAAAUAAAAAAUAAAUUUAACUUUGACAAAAACAGAUUUUUAAAUAUCUCUAAAUGCUCAGUAAUUGAACAGAGGCCAAACUUUCUUAAACACUUUAAGAGUUAAGUGUAGUUUACUUCAUUAUUUAUUUUAAAGGUGGUCUGUAAUACCUUAUUUAUUACAAAGUUUAAUGCCUUAGUAAAAACAAGUAAAUUGAAAUAAUUUUUCUUAGUAUUUAUAGUACAUUUGUUCAAUGUUAGCAACCAAGUGUUGUAACCAACCCCGUAUUCCCAUAGUCUUAAAUAAAUUUAAAAGGGCAGCUAAUUUAUACUUAUUGUCUAUUUGUCUAUUUCAUAUAAAAAUUUGAUAUGUUUGUUUUACUUAAAUAGUAACUUUAUUUCCGCUUAUCUGUAAUUUUUGUGGUUUCAAUGCAAAAUGAAUUUAUCCCCCUCCUUUAUUGAACAGACAAAUCAAUAAUUAAUGUAACAUUUUAACAAUGUUUUAUAAAAUAAAACACAAAUUGUUGAAAAUAUAGAGAAUAAUGGGGCAGGUGUCACUCUAAAUUUAAUUUUGUUUAUGGUAACAAAAUCUGUUUGAAAUAUUUUAUUUACAUACGUUAAGGCAUGUUACUAACCUCGCUUAUUUUACUAAUGUUACUAACUAAUGCCUAGACUAACUACUAAAGUAUAUAACAGUUUUAUGUGCUUGAAGUGUCUCAUGGUGCUGUCAGCUUCACCUACUUUUCAAAACAACAUUAUUUUAAAAAUUAAAGUAUGUCAUCAUAAUGCUUUAUGAUGUGCAAAAAAAAAAAACAUAUUGGUAAUUAUAUAUUUGCAGAAAUAUUAGUUUAAUCAUUAUUAACUAGAAAAUUAGUGGUGUAAAUUUGAGUUCUCGUUAAAAAACUACUAAAUUGUUUAAAAAUUAAAGAUCUAUUGAAGAAGUAUUGUAAUAAAAUUACAGGUCUCAAAAGAAGGAAUAUAAAUUUUGAUGAAAUAAAUUAUUGAGAUACAUUGUACAUGUAUUAAUUUUGUUAGUUAAGCUUAUGUUCAAAAUUAUUAUAAUGUCAACAACCGUGUUGUUCAUUAUUAUCAAGUAAUAUUAAAAGCUAAAUUCUUUUGUUUUACAUAAUAAUAAUUUUGUAUUUAAUAAAUGACAGCACUCAACUUUUAUAUAAAAACUAUUUUAUAUAAAACAUUUUUUGCAUGUAUACACAUACACGUAGUAUAUUUUGAUACAGAGUUUAUAAAAAAUUAAUGAAAUCAAAAGGCAUAACAAUAUAUAAAUAAACAUAAAUAAUACAGCACUAAUAACCAAACUCUGAAAUUUUGUCUUAUUUUAACUAGAAUUUUAUGUAGACAGUCGCUGUGGAAGGGAAUAAUGACAGCUACCUAUAAUAAUUAUGAUAUGACAUUGAUUAACAAGGUCCACCUGAUGGAUGUGGUUAACCAGGUGGCUGUGGUUAAUCAGGUAUCUGAUGGCUGUGGUUAACCAGGUAUCUGAUGGCUGUGGUGAACCAGGUACUUGAUGACCGUGGUUAACCAUGUGUUUGUAUUGAUGUCACUCUUCAAAUGACUACAAAUUGACUAGUCUAUGUAGAACACUUUCAUUCCAGAUUAUGAAUGAGUCAAUUGCUUAUAUUAUUGUGAUUUGACUGUCCUUCAAUAAAUAGAAAUUAAAAAUAUUAUGAAUUUUUAUAUUCUGGAUAGUUAACUCACCGACUGUCUAAUUUUCUAGGUUAUGGGUAUUUAAAUACUGGGAUUAUUAUUAGUUCAUAAUAUUUAUUAUUAAAGGUUAACUGUGCUUUGUACAGCGAUUGUUAAUUCAUGUGUGUGUGUCCGUGUCCGUGCCCAGGUACAAAAAAGGUUUAUACCUGCGAGUGCGGGAAGGUUUACCCGCACCACGCUACAUUGUGGAACCACAAGAGGUAUAACUGCGGGAAGGCUCCAGAGUUUAUCUGUAUGUUCUGUGAUCACGUGACUCACCGCAAGGGCAACUUCAAGAGACACAUGCUACUGCGUCACCCGGAUCAGCUUAGUAAAGGAGGAAGCUACGUGAGGAGCAAGAGUGUCCCAGGGGCUUACCCCUGCGAGUGCGGGAAAGUUUACUCUCUAAAGAACUCACUGUGGUACCACAAGAGGUACAACUGCGGGAGAGACCCAGAGUUCUCUUGCUCGUUCUGCAGUCACAGGACCCACCUCAAGUCUAACUUUAAGCGACACCUACUGUUGAAGCACCCUGGGGAGUUUGUUAAAAACAUGGAGAUGUAGAAUAAUCUAUUAAAUGUUGUUUUCGUAAGCAGACUUUUUGAUGUUUUAAGUGCCUUUGUAUCAAGAUGAUUUCAAUAGUCUGAUGGGAUGGAUGUUUCAAAGUUCCUUAGAUACAUAAAAAACUCUCAAUAUAGAUGUUAAUUUUUGUUGCUACUCAGAUGUAAUUUAUAUUGGAACUUUUGAGCAACACUUGGUUUUUAAUAUAUUUUUAUUUUCUUUUAAAUCUAAAAUCAAAAUUCAUUUAUUAUUCCUUAACAGAAAUGAAGUUAUUUUUGUAUAAAGUACAAUAUUUUAUUUUAGAUUAGAAUGACAUUUUAUUCCUAGCUAAUUUUGUACCACAUGCAAAGUUAUGAGUUAAUUUUCUUUCUUUCUUAGUUUCAAUUUUUGCGUGCUUUUUGAAGAUUAGUCACUUAAGGAAAACUUUAUUGUUUGUUCAUUUACCAAUUUUAUGCGACAGAAAAUGAUUUAUAGCAUUGUUGUCAUUACAUUCUGUUGUUGAAAAUUUCCAAUAAAAAGUACUUGAAUCUCCUGAGAUCCAAAGUACACCAUCUACUAAAUUGUAGAAUAAUAAGUGGAAGUGGGUUGUUAAGCAACAUUUUACUUGCAAUUUGUCCUUAUGUGUAACUUCAUGUAAUACCAUACCCCCUUUCCCACAGCCCAAAUGCCACUGUAAUUGCAAGUUUGUUGCAGCAAGGCUGUUGCAAGGCUCUGACAAGCUGGUUUGCUGCGGCAGGAAGUACUCCAGCUACGGGUCAAUGUGGACACACAAGAAAUACUACUGCGGGAAGCCACCCAUGUUUGUCUGUAACUACUGCAAUCAUCGCUUCCACCAGAAGACACAUUUCAAGUUCCACAUGAUAACAAAACAUAAAGGGCUGGACCCUCAGCUCAACUGAUGAGAUCUUCGUCAAGAGAAGAAGGGCUUAAUGUCAAGAAUGGUAAUAACUACAGACGUGAGGUCAAAUCAUAUUUCCUCCAAAAGUGUAAAUCCUUCAUAGUAUGAGAAUAUCAGUUCCUUACUUGUAUGUGUCAGUUCAAAACCUUCAGUUUGAAGAAUUUUAUUAAUGUCUUGUUAUAGGUUUACAGUUAUUUUAGAUUGUCUUUUAUGGUCAUUGAAAUGUAUUUAAUUGGCUUGUAAAAUAAAUAUUUCAAUACAGUUCAA
Homalodisca vitripennis (glassy-winged sharpshooter) is the source of this 3833-nucleotide messenger RNA. Its product is annotated as zinc finger protein 845-like. The transcript is spliced from 2 exons. The coding region runs from base 2228 to 2671 and encodes 147 amino acids. The record is from RefSeq and is a predicted model, not a curated record. Lineage: Eukaryota; Metazoa; Arthropoda; Insecta; Hemiptera; Cicadellidae.